Molecule: messenger RNA, 401 nt
Organism: Racocetra persica
Lineage: Eukaryota; Fungi; Glomeromycota; Glomeromycetes; Diversisporales; Gigasporaceae
Source: the annotation of a GenBank genome assembly
UAAAUAAUGAUACAAAUAUUCUCACUAUAUUAGAUCGAUCCUUAAAAGAAGAAGCGAGAGAAUGGUAUUAUAGAGAAUUUGAUAAUAAAAAUUGGGAGUUAGAAAAUGUACUUGAUAACUCUGGUAUAGGUGCAACAAUAGCAUAUAUUCGUGGUGCUAAUACAGGAGAUAUAACGGGUUCAGUCGCUUCUUUCCCAAAUGUUCUACUUGGACUUACAGCAGGAGGAUGCCCAACUAAUGCAAUACCAGUUGCACCAAAUGCUGGAGGAGGUGUUUCUAUUAUUCUAGCAGGAAUACGAUCUGAACAAAGGCUUUCGUGGAUAAAAAAACAUUAUCCAACUGCUAAUAAAUAUGUAAAGAUGUUAGAAAUUGGAGCAUUAAGACAAGGCGUAUAUGAGAGU